UGAAAUCUUCAUUUUCGAGGAUGCUGGCAGAUUGUGAAGGAUCUCUCGCGUCUCCAAGAUGAGCAAUAACGAUAAUAACACGAAGAAAAGCAAAGCAACGCGACAGCGCGAUUUGAGCAAUCAAGAUGACGAUGAGAUUGUCGAAGUCGAUGUUGAUUCCUACGAUGCCGGAAAGACGGCUCGAGAUCAUCGAGCUCGAGUACUCGGGGAACGCAAGAUCAAAAGAGAUUCUGAUACUCGUACCGUGAGUAACAGUACAGAUUCUUACGAUACCGAUCUGACGUCUCGUCGAACCCGAGUGCUCGGGGAGCGCAAGUCCAAGCGAGAGAGCAGCACCGUGAGCACAGCAGAAACGUCGUCCAUGUCUUCCUCUCGGUUGACACUCGGAGAGAAUUAUACCAAGAGAGGCCUACGCAACAGUAGUGUGACUGGUACGCGAACUGCAAUCAGCAGCUACCAGCAGCAAGAGCAAGCACCUCCCCUCGUCUAUCAGGUUGCCGGACCACCCGUCUUGGGUGAGAGUAAAGCCAAACGCCGACUCAGAGCGACCUCCCUCACUCCAGCAGCAGGGGAAGAGCAAGAAGAAGAAGAAGAGGUUCGCCUGGAUGCACUAGAAGAUGACCUACUAGAAGAAGCCCCCCAAAGUGAAGAAGAUGUGCUAGUCGCAGAAGAAGACCUCGAAGUCUCUCAAGGUGAAGAUACCCUUGUCGAAGUUGAAGACUUGGAAGCCCCUGCGAUCAACGAUAACGAUGGUCUUGCAGAGGCGCGCCCAGUGGAAGAGAACCCCGACUUACCACAAGCUCAGCAAGUUGAUGAAGCUGCAGAAGAAGCUGCGCAAAAAAAGUCCAUGAAGAAAAGCAGAGAGGCUCUAGCUAGGUACUCCCUUGUUGCGAUCACCUGUCUCCUUGUUGGCUUCUUGCUCGGGAUGCUGGUUGGUUCCAAGGAUGAUGAAGCUGCUCCAGCAGUUUCUACCGGUACUGCGGCUCCCAAGCAAAAUGAUUCUGCUACUGCCACCCUGUCACCAUCCCUCUCUUGGGAGGAAUCUUUUAUGCAGAACAUGCUACCAAUGAGCACAAUCAAGGCCAUCAAGGAGGACCCUGCAUCCCCACAAGCCAUGGCAUUCAACUGGUUGCUGGACGAUUUUUCCACGCAGGUGGAAAAUGAUGUUGCCCAGUGGAAACAGCUUCAAAGAUUCGUUCUAGCGACAUUCUACUAUUCCACCAAUGGACAAGCAUGGCUCAACAAUUCUUUGUGGCUUUCCAACGAAGACGAGUGCUUCUGGUAUUCGACAGCUGAGAGGUCAGGGGGCAUCAUCCGAGAUUAUUCUGGUGAAUUUGCUUACGAGGCCCCUGAUAUUAGUGGUGGAACUUGCGGCGUUUCCCCGGCAAACUUGUCUUCCAGUCAGAAUGAUGGCGAUGACGAGGGCAAGUUUCAGCACCUUUGGCUCAAUCAAAAUGGACUCGAAGGGCAAGUCCCAGAGGAGCUCUGGUUGUUGACGUCCCUCAAGUCGCUCUCGUUUAAAAUUGACAAUUUCAAGGCAUCCAUACCACCUGCAAUUGGUCAACUAACCAAUUUGGAAGCUCUGAAUUUCGGUGGGAUCGACCUCCGUGGUAGUCAUAUUCCAACCGAGAUUGGACUCUGUUCCAGUUUGAAGGUCUUCUUGGCUUCCCGCAGUGGAUUGAGUGGGACCAUCCCCAGUGAGAUUGGCAGAUUGUUGAAACUAGAGUAUUUCUGGGUGGACGAUGAAAACAGUCUUUCUGGUUCUCUUCCUACGCAGAUUGGUUUGCUGUCAGACAUGGUAGAUUUCCAGUUCUACAAUGCAGGUUUCCUAACUGGCCGCAUCCCUUCUGAGAUAGGUCUCUUGACUGCCUUGACUGAUUUGAAUCUUUAUGCGGCGGGGGAGUUGUCAGGGACGAUACCAAGUCAACUGGGCUUGUUGAGUUCCAUUCAAUUCAUUGGAAUGGCUAGGAAUCAGCUGACUGGGACACUCCCGACAGAGCUUGGUCUCCUUUCACCCACCCUGGGUUACAUGGUGAUUGGUGAGAAUCAGUUGGUUGGAACCAUUCCAAGUGAACUUGGGUUGCUUCGAAACCUUUGGGAGCUCACAAUGGACAAGAACAAGCUCACAGGGACUUGUCCUUCGGAGAUUGGCAAUAUUGGUCAAUUUGGAAUGCGGACAUUUUGGCUGAAUGAUAAUUUGUUGGAAGGGCUGAUCCCUUCAGAACUUGGACGUUUCCCCUAUCUUCAGUACUUUUCUCUGAGCAACAAUGAUUUCAGUGGUGCUGUCCCAGAAGAAUUGGAGCUCCUCAGCACCGGUCUUGUGCAAUUUGAAAUCUCAGGCAAUCCAAGGUUGAGUGGUCUUGUUCCCUCUGAACUCUGCUGGUUGAAUGGUACCAUUGAAGCCAAGUUUGAUUGUACCGAGUCUUUGUGUGGUUGCAACUGUAACUGUUCCACUGCUGGCUCUCUUUAGCGCGGAGUGUGGAUCGACUUGGCGCUUAGUUGAAUUCUCUUGCUUCUCAAUCAAUAUAUACAUUAAUUUAUGUCCAUGUCAAGAUUUCCAAUAUUUGCUGUCUCGUCCUUGAAGCGAUCAAUUACUUCGGUGGUGACAACGACCAGUGCAUUACCCACUCACGACAACGCAACAUCCUCCACACGUUCGCACAUGGGCCGACACUUUGACAGCCCAGGUAGGCCCAAUGGGCUGUGAUGUUUCCUUUGGAGACCGCCAAGAGCACUGCGUUCAUCAUUGUUUAGCAAUAUAUAGAUACCUCCAAGCCAAUCGACCUCGUAUUGCAGAGAGCAGUCUUGAUCACUACAUGUAAUCGAAGAGAGGUGGAUCAAAACAAACAGUAACAAGCCACAUGGCCUCUGCUGAUCGAUUGUCGGCCCCAAAAAGAUCUUGGUGUAAGUUGAAGUUGGGUUGACGUGAUUAAAUCCUUGAAAUGCUAUUUUAAAUAAUUUUAUUAAAAUAGUUCCUUGUACGAAAGCCUUAAAGCGACGGCUUUCGUACCAUUGAGAGCUUAAAUCCCAUCAUAAUAGCCCUCAGGUUCCGUC
This is a messenger RNA of Seminavis robusta, 3054 nucleotides long. The record is from the annotation of a GenBank genome assembly. Lineage: Eukaryota; Bacillariophyta; Bacillariophyceae; Naviculales; Naviculaceae.